Molecule: messenger RNA, 627 nt
Organism: Naegleria lovaniensis
Lineage: Eukaryota; Heterolobosea; Eutetramitea; Acrasida; Naegleriidae
Exons: 1
Coding region: 1-627 (208 amino acids)
Biological process (GO): protein folding
Cellular component (GO): endoplasmic reticulum
Molecular function (GO): protein disulfide isomerase activity
Source: RefSeq, a predicted model, not a curated record
AUGUCUCAAAAACUGUCAUCCUUCAUCAUUUCCAAGAAAUUUCUCUUCGUUACCAUUGGUGUGAUACUUUUAAUCUAUUUUGUAUCGUGGAUGAAUUUGAGAGCAAACAAAGCGUCUUCUUCUUCUACACAUGGAACACUUGAAAUAAUUUCCGAGAAUGAACUCUCGGAAUCAUCCACAACAACACCCCAACCACCGCCAUCAUCCAACAAGCCUCUUCUUCACAAUGAUGAUACCAAUGAUUCAUCAAAUUACCAAACUCCUAAAUUCAUCUAUGAAGAAAAUUUGAAAGGCUCCUCCAUUGAAUCUUUUAUUUCCGAAUCAGCCUCAUCAUCACCCGUUUCAUUCAUUUAUAUUUAUGCGCCGUGGUGUGGUCAUUGUAAAGCCUUUGCUCCAACGUUCACAUUAUUGGUUGAGAAGAUUAAAGAAAAAUUUAAAGGAAGAGUCAAAGUAGGGAGAGUGAAUGGACCCGAUAAUUAUGAAAGUGCCAUUGUCAAGUUGGGUGUGAGAGGAUAUCCUACUUUAGCCUUUUUUAGAAAUGGUGAGAUGAAUACGAAAUUGUUUUAUGAAGGGAGUCGAAAUGUGGAGGAUAUUAUUAAAUUUAUUGAAGAAAAGAUGUUGAAGUGA